Molecule: messenger RNA, 3570 nt
Organism: Pogona vitticeps (central bearded dragon)
Lineage: Eukaryota; Metazoa; Chordata; Lepidosauria; Squamata; Agamidae
Gene: TVP23C
Product: trans-golgi network vesicle protein 23 homolog C
Biological process (GO): protein secretion; vesicle-mediated transport
Cellular component (GO): Golgi membrane
Source: RefSeq, a predicted model, not a curated record
CGAGGGGAGAAGGACGGGGAGCUGUUGUCAAAGGGCUACUGCACCUGUUGGAUAGCUGCUUUGCUGCAGAAGCCUAGGGGUGUCAAGUUUAUCGCCUCCGCGCCCUCCUUUUUCUUUUCCGUACCUAUAAUGAGAAGGAAUUGUUUUUCUUUUUCUCUCCCCGCUCCCCAUGAGAGGGAUGCUUAUGUUUUAUUUGGUUCGCCUUUCUUUAAGAUCGUCGAAUUUAAGUCUGGUGGGAAUGAAAGUCCCUUGUUUGUCUGAAAAGGCAAAUGAAGGAUGGCUGCUGAAUGUUCGUGGCAAAAUAACCUGGAUCACGACAGUGACAGUAAUGAUGACACAGAAGAUGUAUCACUCUUUGAUGCUGAUGAUGAAAUGUCCAGGAGGCCCAAGAAAUCAAAGAUCAAACAUCCAAUAGCUUCCUUUUUCCACUUGUUCUUCCGUGUCAGUGCAAUAAUCGUCUACUUGCUCUCUGAACUGUUCAACAGCUAUAUUGCCUGUAUGGUGACGGUCAUCCUGCUUCUGUCAUGUGACUUCUGGGCAGUAAAGAAUGUCACAGGCAGGCUGAUGGUUGGCCUUCGUUGGUGGAACCAGGUUGAUGAUGAUGGCAAAAGCCACUGGGUGUUUGAAGCCAGGAAGGCAUCUGCUCAGGGAAAGAAGGCCACAUCAGAAGCAGAAUCCAUGAUCUUCUGGUUAGGAUUGAUCACUUGUCCAUUGCUUUGGGUGAUUUUUGCCUUCAGUGCCCUAUUUUCCUUCAGAGUUAAGUGGCUGGCAGUGGUGAUUAUGGGGAUGGCAUUGCAAGGAGCAAACCUUUAUGGGUAUAUCCGAUGCAAAGUGGGCAGCAGGAAGAAUCUGACCAGUGUGGCAACAUCAUACUUAGGCAGGCAGCUACUGCGGCAGACUGUGUCCAAAGAAGACCAAGCAGUAUCUUGAAGACUAUGAAGAAUUCCUGGUUUCCGUUUUGGUUCCUUCUGGAGAAUGAAAGGACUGUUUCCUUAUACAGAAGAUAUAUAAGAUGUGUAUGGAUUUUUGUAAUUAAAUAUACCUUAUAGAAACGCUAGUUACCUCUCGUUUGUUAUAACAUAUUUGCAGGAUCCUUUCUGGCACUUAAUUAGUGCUGGACUCUUUAAAAUCAUUUCAUUUAUAUGUAAGGAAAAUAUUUUAAUGGCAGACAGUGGCUGUUUAUAACACUAUAGUCGUUAAGCAACAGGGUGUGCCAGUGAGCUUUGCUGUAAAAUAUUGGCUAGCCUUAAAAGCUGCUCAUCUGACUAGCCCAUGAUUCUGUGAUGAGUUAGUUGUGUAGCUGGAGAAAUCUCCCGAGCUUACAUGGAAAUUAUCUUUUCUAAAUUUUGUCUUCUAUCUGAUCAGCCGUGACAACAGACAGGUAGAGGAGUACAUCUGCAUUCAAAGAAGAUUGUAUAGGAUACAAAAUUCGCAUGGUCAUUCUGAUUUGCUGAGUAGGAAAAGAAAAUAAGUAAAGCACACUCUAGGCAAUCUUCUGUAGAAAGUAAAGAGCAGUAAUGGUGGUUUGAUUGUGAUUUCUGCAAACCAAUGUAAUAGUCUUCUCUUUGGUAAAGCACAGUUGCAGACAAAAGUUAAGAACCCUUCUUCCUGUAAUAAGAGGGAAAUAAUGGUUUGUUUUAAGGGAAUUGAUAAAACUGUAGCAUAGCAUUGCAUGAAGAACCCUGAGCUUGGAUUCUUCCUCCCCACUUUUUCAUUGAUACAGCUGGGAGGUAGAGUUUACAAGCCUUAGCUUCCAUUUUUAACUAACCAUCAUUUAGUGUUAUGCUGGUCCAUCUUUGGUCAGUCUGAAUUAUGGUUUACUGAAACAGGCAAAUUUCCAAGUGGUGCUUUAUGAAAUUAGGUUGUUUCAGUAAACUUCAAAUGGUGGUCUGUGCAUUUAUUUAUUUUUAAUUUAUAUGCCACAUUUGUUCCUACAGGGGACCCAAGGUGGCUCACAAACAAUUGAGCUCCUGGUUUAUGAAAUCGGGUUGUUUCAGUAAAUUUGGAUUAACCACAGUUUAAGUUCAGACAUAGUGAGAAAUUGUGUUUAAUUGCAAAUAGAAGCAGGAACUUCUGAUCACACAGCUGCACAAGAAGAGAGAGAGGAAUGCACAAAUCUAAGGCUAAUUGACAUAAUUCUCAAUCAUAGCUUGACUAUAUUUGGGUGUAGCUUACAUAAAUUGCAGUUCAGGAGAAAGUUUGGGGCCUAAAUGUGUAUGUGUAUUAAUAUAUUAAGUGAUUGGGUCUUCCUGGUGUACAGUCAUGUAUGUUGUCUGGAAUUUCCUAUUACUUUUUCCACCUCACAGAGAAUGCAUUCCAUGUUGCUGAGUAUGACUGACCACAUGGAGGCCCAAUUUCAUAUAAAAUAUUCUGUAGACAGGAAAAAGAGGCUUUCUUUUGCCCCUUGUCUUGGGCAUAUGCCUGAGUCACAUGAGCCUGAUCCUAAGCGGAUAGCAUUAUCAGUACUGAAACCAUUUAUAAAAGAUAUCCCUCAAAUGGAUGGGAAAUCUUUCCACAUGAGUGACAAUUUGUACAGUUAGUUUGGGCCAUGGAAAUAGAUCCAUCCUGCUCUGAACAAGUGAUGUGCAUUAUAACCAUAAAUUCAGUUCAGAUUAGUUUGGAUUGCCAGUGUGGUGUCCCAUAGCAAAGCCCCUUUUAAAAAGCUGUGUUUUCUUUUGGUUUCUCUGCCACAGACUGAAGUGAAUCCUGUGAACAAGCCCUAGCAUGUUCAUAGCAUGGCAGGGUGGGCUGCUUGUCAGCCUAGAAAUCUGAUUAUGCUUGGUGGAUGUACCUCUAAUUAAACUCUGGCUGGGAUCCUCGUGAAGUUCUGAGCAGAAAGUUCCACCAGUGUAGUUGUGGGGAUUAUACGGCUUGCAGAGGCAUUGCCGUUUCACAGGGAGGAGGCUGAUUUUAUUUGACGAGGCCAUCAGUUGUGCAACAUCUACACUUGUGCAAGCAGCACAAUCCUGUGUCAUUACACUAGCUGAACCUCAGUAGGAUACUAGGCUUUUUUUUCUAAUAUUAGUUGUGGAUUUCUCUCCAUCUUUAAAUGGGAAUUACAUUUCAUCACCUAUUAAAAAAGAGUUGGCAAGGUGUGACUAAUAAAGAAACAGUAGCUAAAAUUCUAUUGCUUAACCUAAACAAAGUCCUACAUUUCUCAUCAGUAAAUAAAGGCCCCCCACUGCACUUCUUGGGGACUCGAUGCAGCAGGAAUUCUUUAUUUUCUGAUGAGGAAUAGACUGAGAUGUACAACUUUGCCUAGAUUAUACAACAAGAUUUUUACCGUCAAGUCUAAUGAAGUGUGAAUAUCAUGUUGUCUAAAGGUAAAGGUAGCUUCAUGUUUGUGGUCAUGAGGAGAAUCUGAAUUAAUAUGAUUGUUUCAAGGAGUGUUGAAACUUAAAGUUUGUGUUUUGGUAUUCGAGAAAUGUGGGUUUUCCUUCUGGGGAUAGUAAAGCAAUGUAUUUAAAAUCUCUGACCUCUGUUGUGCAUGUUUGUGAAAUCUUUCAAAUUGACAUGUUUUCAAAGAAAUGAACAUGUUUUUUCAAACAAAUAUAUAUAUUUUUAAAGUUG